Molecule: messenger RNA, 2980 nt
Organism: Hydractinia symbiolongicarpus
Lineage: Eukaryota; Metazoa; Cnidaria; Hydrozoa; Anthoathecata; Hydractiniidae
Product: dynein axonemal assembly factor 5-like
Exons: 20
Coding region: 197-2788 (863 amino acids)
Biological process (GO): cilium movement; inner dynein arm assembly; outer dynein arm assembly
Cellular component (GO): cytoplasm
Molecular function (GO): dynein intermediate chain binding
Source: RefSeq, a predicted model, not a curated record
AUGGAAAAGAUUCGAUGACCACUAAUCGAUUUUACUUAUAUAAAGUAAGAAAAAAGAACAAUUGGAAUGACAUAGACACAUCAAAAAACCUACACAGAGUCGGGUGGAUGAAUGCCAGCAAAAAUGAUCUGAAAAAUGUUGUGUACAGCAAACAAGCGAAAAAGGGUGCGGGGUCAAGAUUUCUAAUUAAUUUGUGAUGUUUUCACACCAGGUACAUUUUGUUUUGAUUUGUUUCAAAAUGGCAGCCGAGGAGCAAUCUCAAAAACAUGUGGUACAUUCUGCAGAAGAAAUCGCAGUUAAAGUUGUUCAGACUAUCAGAAGAGAUAUUCAUGGUUUAUCGGAUCAAAAUAAAAUAGCACGAAAAAGAGCGCUUGAGAAAAUUUCUAAAGAAGUGUUAAAUAAAUCUCCACCUUAUAAGAAUGAUGUUCUGGAAGUUAUAUUUAAAGAGAUUUACAAGCCAGCAUUAAAAUUGGUUAGUGACCCCAUUGAUCGUACCAGAGAACUAGCAAUCGAGUUAAUAGUCCAAUUCUGUAGUCGUAUUAAAUGCCCAAACGAGUACCUGGCAUACAUUAUUCCAACCAUUCAUCAACGUCUUGCUGCUGAUGAAGUUGUCGAACCAACAGAAGAAAUAAGGCUAUUACUAAUAGAAAGUUUAUCAAAGCUUGUGGAUAUUUACGAUCAAGAGAUUGAUACUUACAUUGAUGAACUAGUUCAAAUUUUACAAAUGACAUUAGUGGAUCCUUUUGGCGAUGUUAGGAAGGCAAGCUGUCUAUGCACAAACAAAAUAGCUUCCACAUCUCCUGAAAGAUUUUAUCAGCAAGGAGAAGCUCUUGUUUCUCCCUUGUUAAAAUCCUUAUCACAUCAACAUAACAAAGUUCGAGCUGCUGUGCUUAAGACAAUUGGUAUUGUUGUUCUUGCUACCAGUGGGAGAGCAGUUGACGAUGUGUUCACUCACAUUGCCCAAAGAACAUUUGAUCAUUCAGCUCCAGUGCGCCUUAUUGUGACAGAAGUUGUUGGAAAAUGGAUUCUUGAGCUGCGUGAUAGAUACUCGUUUUUUCAAAAACUUAUUCCACUGUUACUGAGUGGUCUGUCAGAUGAUAUGCCUGAAAUAAGAGAAGAAAGUUUAAACUACUUUAGAAAGGCAGGUAAAUUAUACGAAGAAGAAAAUGAGAAUGAUUUUAAAGAUAAAUUGGAAUAUCAUACAGUGAAGCAUUAUGAACACUUGUUAGUCCAUGACAGACCUAGCCUAGGUUGUCGAGUGUUGAUACAAAGGAAUUUCUCCAAGAUUCUACCUGCUAUUGUACAUGAUAUCACAGAUUGGACACCAGCAACAAGAAUUAAAUCAGCACAGCUUCUCUACCAUCUUGUUUUCUACUGUGAGGACCACGUAACUAUGCAUAUGGAACUAUUAUCACAAGGUUUAUAUAAAGCUGCACAAGAUGAAGAAGUAGAAGUAAAACGAUCGGUUGUAAAGACAGCAGAACUUAUUGGGCUAUUUGUUGAACCGGCUGUUUAUUGCAAGCUCAUCCUGUCUCAUCUAGAGAAUGUAUCUUCAUCAUCACCUUUAUCAUUGUCAAGUAGUUUAGCCAUCCUGGCAGCUUAUAUAAGAGGCGCCAAUUACGAACUGUUGGGAACUGAAAUAAAGAAGAUUUGCAAAUGUUUGGAGAGUACUGAUAUUUGCAGCAGCGUAGAUGCUACAUGUCAAACGGAGCUAACUGCUUGCCUCAAGGCACUUAUUUCUAAGACUGGCAUAAAUCAUGCCGACAUCAGUUGCAGUGUAUUUAAAAUGCUGCUGAAUGUUUUUGCAGUUGCAUCCUCUGAUGAGAUCAGAAUCAAGGUGCACAGUUUGAUGGACAAUUUAGCGAAAAUGUUGAAUAUGGACAGUCGUUACAAGUUGUUUGAUAGUCAUGCACAAGAAAUAUUAACAGGGUUGAAGUCAACGUGCGACGUGUGGACGAAUCAAUCUCCUGAAUGCUACAUUUUUGUAUCUCUGUUAUCAGAAGCUGGUCCAAGCAUAUCAUGCUUGUUAGACACUGCAGUUCCUAUGUUUGUACAGUGUUGUGAUAUUUCGAAAGAUGCUGAAAUGAGACAAAAAAUGUUCACCUUGAUGUCCCAGCUUGUUGUCAAUUCAAGCAAUGAUGCUUGUGUUCGGACGAUGUAUCAGAAAUACACCAUCGGGAUGAUUAAGCAGGCUAUUUUACCGAACUGUGUUUGGAAAGCUGGAAGAACAGCUGCUGCUAUUCGUGCUGUUGCAAUUUCGUUUCUUUGGGCGUUACUGCAAUCUGGUGUGGUUACCGACGAUCACCUGCGAGAGUGUUACAACGAGCUUCAUACUCAGCUUAUUACUUGCCUCGAUGAUUUCAGUGAGACGACUCGCUUAGUUACUGUGAAAGUUUUGUUAAAGCUUUUAAUUGUUUGCAAAGCAGCUAUGCAAGUUGAACAACUACACGUUAUUUAUCCUGAGUUGUUAAAACGUAUGGACGACAGUUCGAAUGAAGUAAGAAUAGUCACGUGCAAAGCAUUUUCGGCAUACUUCAGCGCACUUCCAGAAGAUUACGAUCGAGAUUUUUUUAAAGCUCAUCUGGAGUUUAUUUACAAAACGUUGCUCAUUCAUCUAGACGAUCCAGACGAGACCGUGCAGAAAUGUGUCACGCAGUGCUUGCAAGAUGGUGCUCACCUUCAUCCUGGUUUGCUGAAACAAGAAGUUGAAGAUGUUGCCUUGAAACAUCGCUCGAGAAAGUUUUGCGAUGAACUAAUAGAAGUAUGUAAAAGUAAACUGGCUAGCUGAGAGAUAUAUAGAGAAGGUAUGUGGGAGAUAUCCGUGCGAAUCCAUAUCGUAUUAAUACUUAUAGUAUUUGUAUUAGUUUCAACUGAGCAGUCAAGCGUGUAGAAUGCUAAAAUGUAAAGUUUUUUAUAUUGCUGUAAAUUCUUGAGGUUGAUGUUCAAUCAAGCUGUUAAUAAAAAGAACUUCUGUAAAUGA